AACAAAGGUCAUCGUGUAAGAGUCUGGUGGUGGCUUGUCGAAGUGUCCGUGUCAUAGUGUUGAAGCUUAGCGAUUUAGGAGGAGUUUUUAACGCUGAAGAUUUUUGUCUUGAGGGAUUUUUGACAAGACGGCCUGCGAGGGUUGCAGUUUCAACCUGGUAGCCGUAUAGCAUGUGCGCGCGGCUGAUACGAGACUGUUAUGGAUGGAGCCAUGACAACAUGAAUCAGUCAUACAAAGUGGCUGGCAAGGAUGGCACGGAGCGUCUCUGCGAUCCACGGGAGAUCAGGGCACUUGAUAGCCACGUCAGCUCCUGUGGACACCAGAGCGCAAAGCGACAGGGGGAACAGGGGUCUGCCAUGCGUUUCUUAAACACCGGCUACAAACUCUCAGCAUCCUCGUUUUCGUCCGCCACCGGAUACAGUCCGCUGAGAAGACUUCAGGACCUGACCACCAUGGUGAACCACGCAGACGUGAGUCUGCAGGACAAGGACUUUCACGGGCGCAAUAAAUUGCACAGUCCCGUCGGCGGUGGCGAGUUCGGAAUAGGUCUGUACCACACGUCCAAUGCCCAAGGAAGCGCCGACAGGGCCGCUCUUCAGGAUCUCGACAAGAAUGGGUUUUCUCCGGUAAGCUCGGAUAGCUUGGAACACUUUCCGUCCAUCCCCAAUGGAUUUUUGCAUUUCGAGUCGACGCUGUUUGACAGCGGGGAUAGCAAAGACGAAGAGGACGAUAAAGUGGUCAGGUUUAAAAGCGCAUCAACCAAGUGCCAGAAACGAGAUCUGGCCGAUUCGAAAGCCCUCGACAGCCAGAGAUUGGACCCAAACGCAAACAAACACGGAAACCUCGUUGCUAAAAAUCUGGUGCGGGCUGACGCCUCCGCCAGUCCCUCAAAGUUGCCGGUUGAGGUGAUGAUGGAGGAUUUUGAUAGUAUGGAUGACUUCUCAGACAGUGAUUGUGAUUUGCCCAGCACUGUAAACAACAAUGCUUCAUUAUUCAGCUCUACUCUCACUAAAAGAUCAAAUUCACCCAGUGACUCGCAUUCGAAUCCUUCCAACAGCCCAAAGAAGAGACAACUUCCAGGUGUAAAGUACUCUCUUGGAGAUCUGGUGUGGGCCAAAUUCAACCGCAGACCCUGGUGGCCCUGUCAAGUUACCAAUGACCCACUGAUUGAAGUUCACUCCAAAAUGAAAGAUCCCAGUCGUCGGCCAUGUCGUCUUUAUUUUGUCAAGAUGUUUGGGGAGAUAAUAGACCAAGCGUGGGUCAUGGCAAGAGCCACGUUUCCUUUUGAAGGAGGUCAUCAGUUUGAAAAACUGCCCGUACUGAGGAGGAGAGGAAGGCAGAAAGAAAAAGAUUACAAAUACACGGUUCCCAAGCGUCUCGUGGCAUCAUGGAAAGCUAGCGUCUUAGAGGCAGAGGCGGCGCUGUCUAAACGGUUAAACGUUGAGCCCCCGUUGACCUUAAUUCAAGAUGUACACACAGAAGACAAGGCACCAAAAAGUCCAACAUCUACUACGUUAUCCACAAGCACACCUUUGUCCAAUGGACUGCAUUCAUCUAUGAAGAGCAUAGGCAAACCUAGCACUGGAAACAAAAAGAAGUCUUCCUCUAUGAAGAAGAACAGCUCAGCGGUGAAAUCCAAGAGCGACUCUUUCUCCAAAUUGUUGUCAAAUGUUUCAGACGACCACAGACUUUCUUCAGCUUCUGAAAAGUGUAAACCAGACCCUGUAGAUAGCCCUUAUUCAGAUAUCGACUCUGUCCCGAGGAUCCUUUGCCCCAAACGUUCGAAGGAAUCGCCUCUUAAAGAGGUGCCGAAAGAACCCAGCACUAAACCCAAGAAAGACCAGCCGAGUAAGAAGACAAAGAAAGCCUGCUCGGACAAACCGGUGAAGAAAAAAGAGACAAACGGUAGGAAUAAAAAGUCAACACCCAAAAACAAAACACUUAGAACCGCAAACUCCAGACAGAAGGAAAUCGGUUCCCCCGGUUCUUCUGACGGCUCUUUCGCCAUGCACUCUUUUUAUUUGCCUGCCAGCAGCGGCUUAAUGUCAAGAGCGCUCGCGGCCAGUGAAGAAAACGAUGAGAAAGACAUCGAACACUCGAAUCAGGAACCUCAAAAGCCGAAGUCUUGCUCACCACCAGCUGGAGACGACCCGUUGAGUUUUCACAAUAAAUGUACAUCACCCAAUGAGUCCUCGAAACACCAGUGGCAGGUAAAAAUGGAGACCACCGAAGAUUCCACAGACGAAUCAUUGUCCCACACACCCCCAAACCCAACCCUCAUCAAAUUUACCAGGAUUCGAACGGAGAAAAAUGGCAUUCGGCUUAACCGGUUUGAAUGUUUUAAAUCCGAGGUCAGUCGAUCCCCCACCAGUUCUGUUCAAAUGAAAAACGAGAGCGUGAUCUCGGACACGUCGUCUUUGUCAGACCCGUCUCCGUCCAUCUCGCCCACGGAUGCUUUCCGAGAUACGAAGGAGCUUUCUUUCAGGUCUCUCGUCAAAGAAGAAUGCAACUCGGGAGAGCCGUCGCUCCGGGCCGACUCCAAUUACAAAUUCAGCACUUUUCUCAUGCUGCUGAAGGAUCUGCACGACACUCGCGAGAAGGAAGGAAAACCUUUGACGCUACCGCCCGCUUCUCCAUCCUCUCUCAUCAGGGAAGAACCUUCUCUCAUCCCCACCGGAGAAGACACAACGGCUGACAUGUUUUCUGAAAAGGAAAGGAAGAGCGCUGGCGAUCAGAACGGUCAGCAGGUGAAGACGUCAACGCCGGUUAGCUCUAAACAAACCAAGGCCAAACCCAAAUUGUCAGUGAAAAAGGAGGCUCAAAAACAUGAGGGUGCGAGCAAUUUAAUCUCACAAGUCAAGAAGCAGAACGCAUCAGAAGGUCCUGAUGCAAACGAAAAAGGCUCUCCUCUGUUAGCAGGACUCUCAAAUUCGUCUCCUAUUUCUGUUCCUCGUGUCUGUGGCGUGGGCACCGUCUCCAGAGUCGCACCUAAGAAACGAUGGCAAACGUUUCAGUCUAACGUCGGUAAAAGCCCCAAGCUGAAUGACGAUGUCGUGCAGGUGUCCACCGAGCUAAACGGGGUUUUCACAGAAAGUCCUCAUGAAACUUCACAACCUGACGUCACAGAUCAAAAAGAGAGUUUGGAAAACAAAAGACUUCGAAAACCGAGUAAGAGGUUGAUUGAAUGCAGUGAGGAGAGCUUUACUACAAAGAAGAAAACUAAACCCUCUAAAGAGUCCUGUAAAACUGGACCUGAAGGGACGACAAACACUAACAGUGCACAAACACCAUCACAACAGAUUGAUGCUUUUAGUUCACCACCUGAAAACCAAUCUGAACGAUCCACACCUGAACCAUCAGAUAGUCACGCCUUAACUUCAACACCACUACCUGCAUCCUGUAUAGAAACCUCACAGGACAAAGAGUCAAGUGAAAAGAAACCUGCACCCACAGAAAGAAGACGACCUCGGAAGCCAAUACAUCGCAUUCUGGACUGGACUUUAGAGGAAGAGUCUCCAAAAAUCCCAAAGAAAAGAGAGAAUAAACAACCGGGUGAUGCACAAGAGGACUCGGUUAUCAGAGAUUUGCAGGAAGUGCCUGAACGUUUGUCAUUAAGUCCAUCUGCUGUGUCAGCUGCAGCACAAUGUGAAGAUGAAAUUAAAGCAUCGUCUCCAAUCCAGCACAACACCUCCAAUGUCUGUCAAACCUCACUGGAUGAAGGUGAAUCCAGUCCAUCAAAGCCUCCAGCCAAUGACGAGGACGCUCUCAUCUCUGAGGUUUUUGGUGCAGGACUCAAUGACAGCGCUUUGUCAAGCAGAGAUUCCUUAUCAGGUGACUUGGGACUGUCGACCAAUAGAAAGUCAGGAGAGAAGGGUGGUGGUGGUGGUGCGUCUUUAAAGGAAAAUGUUUGCCAGGUAUGUGAGAAGACCGGUGAGCUGCUCCUCUGUGAAGGUCAAUGCUGUGGUGCCUUUCAUCUGCAGUGCAUCGGCCUCACUGAGACACCUAAAGGUCGCUUUAUCUGCCACGAGUGCAAGACGGGUGUGCACACGUGUUUUGUGUGUAAAAAGCCUGAUAAAGAGGUCAGGAGGUGUAUGAUCCCUGUGUGUGGCAAGUUUUACCACAUGGACUGCAUCAUGAAACACACGCCCACCGUCGCUCAAAAUCGUGGCUUUCGCUGUUCCCUACACGUCUGCCUCACCUGCUACAUCACAAACCCCAACAACCCUGGCAUCUCUAAAGGUCGAUUAACCCGGUGUGUACGCUGCCCUGUGGCCUACCACGCCAAUGACUGCUGUAUGGCUGCUGGCAGCGUCCCAUUGGCCAAUAACAGCUUCCUGUGUCCCAACCACUUCACUCCACGCAAAGGAUGUAAAAACCACGAGCACAUUAAUGUCAGCUGGUGUUUUGUAUGUUCUGAAGGAGGAAGUUUGCUCUGCUGUGAAUCCUGUCCUGCUGCUUUUCAUCGUGAAUGUCUGAAUAUUGAGAUGCCUCAAGGAAGCUGGUACUGUAAUGAUUGUCUGGCGGGAAAGAAACCUCGCUUUAAGGAUAUUCUCUGGGUGAAAGUGGGCCGCUACAGGUGGUGGCCCGCUGAAGUGACUCAACCCAAAAGCGUUCCCGAGAAGAUCUACCGCAUGAGGCACGAGGUGGGCGAGUUUCCUGUGCACUUCUUCGGCUCCAAAGACUACGUGUGGACGUACCAGGCCCGCUGUUUUCCCUACAUGGAGGGGGACGCCAACAAUACUGAGAAAAUGGGAAAGGGUGCAGACGCCACAUACAAGACAGCUUUAAAUGAAGCAGCCGAUAGGUUCAAAGAAUUACAGGCAGAAAAGGAAAUGAGACAACUUCAAGAAGACAGAAAGAACGACAAAAAACCUCCUCCGUACAAACACAUUAAGGUGAACCGCCCUAUCGGUAAAGUGCAGAUCAUCACGGCGGAUCUGUCUGAGAUACCGCGGUGCAACUGCAAGGCCGAGGACGAGAAUCCGUGCGGCAUCGACUCCGAGUGCAUUAAUCGCAUGUUACUGUACGAGUGUCAUCCUCAGGUGUGUCCGGCAGGUGAACGCUGUCAGAAUCAGAGCUUCACCAAGCGCGAGUACACGGAGGUGGAGAUAUUCAGGACGCUGUCGCGUGGCUGGGGUUUACGUGGUGUGAGAGACAUCAAGAAGGGAGCGUUCGUGAGUGAAUAUGUGGGAGAAGUUAUUGAUGAAGAGGAGUGUCGCACCAGAAUCAAACAAGCACAGGAAAGUGAUAUCUGUAACUUCUACAUGCUCACACUGGAUAAGGAUCGUAUCAUUGAUGCCGGGCCAAAGGGAAACCAAGCGCGUUUCAUGAACCACAGCUGCCAGCCGAACUGUGAGACUCAAAAGUGGACGGUGAACGGAGACACGAGAGUCGGGCUGUUUGCUUUAGAGGACGUCCCCACAGGUGUGGAGCUCACUUUUAACUAUAACCUGGAGUGUCUGGGAAACGGAAAGACGGUUUGUAAAUGUGGAGCAUCCAACUGCAGUGGAUUCCUUGGUGUCCGACCUAAGAAUCAGCCCUCGUCUGAUGAUAAAACCCGGAAACUGAAGAAGAAAGUUGGAGCGAAACGUAAGAGUCAGUUAGAGGUCACCAAGGAAAGAGAAGAUGAAUGUUUUUACUGUGGAGAUGGAGGACAGAUUGUAUCUUGUAAGAAACCCGGCUGUCCCAAAGUCUACCAUGCUGACUGUCUGAAUCUGUCCAAGAGACCUGCAGGUCGCUGGGAGUGUCCAUGGCAUCAAUGUAAUGAGUGCGGUAGAGAGGCGGCGUCUUACUGCGAGAUGUGUCCCAACUCUUACUGUAAACAGCAUCGCGAGGGAAUGCUCUUCAUCUCCAAACUAGAUGGCAAACUGUCCUGCAGUGAACAUGACCCGUGUGGCCCCGAUCCUCUGGAGCCAGGGGAGAUUCGAGAGUACGUGUCCAGCUCUCCCGUCUUACACCCACCUCCCAACACGCCGGGCAGGAUACCCCCACCGACGCUUCCGCCUGCCGCUCCGCUCUUCAUCCCUGCUCCUAACAGACCCGUGUUCAAAGCUCAAAGAGAGCCGUACGACGACGAGAUGGACGAUGUGGUUUUGCCGUCCUCGUCCCCUUGUAAAGACAUUAAGGAGGAAGAUGUUAGCGAUGAAGGGGAGGUGGUGGAGGGAGUCAUAGGAGAUGAGGGAGAAGACGAAGGCCUUGAGAUUGUAGAUGAUGAUGAUGAUGAGGAGGAGGAGGAGGAGGAUGAAGGUAUGGACUAUAGAGGCUUGGGGUUUGAGGAUGAGGGGGAGGAGGAUCACUGGGAAGAUGAAUGCGUAGAUGAGGACUUUGAAGAUCCUGAGGACUUAGGAGAAGUGGAGGAAACAUCGUGGGAUGAGGUCAUCGAAGGAGAAAGUGAAUCCCGCUAAACAUUUCAUGCACACAAAAACUCUCUCGCUUCUGAGCACAGCGCACGAGCGGUAACAGUGAAGAGCGGGAAACAUAAACUGCCAUUUAUCCAGAUGGAUACACAACUUGAAAAACAAUGGACAUGUGUAGCUUGCCUUCUCAGUCCAAGUCCUCUUUGAAAAGUAGACGGAGAGGUUUGGACCCCUGGUGCUGUGGGACUGUGUCUAACUCGGUCCUGUUGUGGGUUUAUUCAUGUCUGGUGCUCUUUUGUGCAUUUGAUUUCCUUCUCAAACUGUUUACAUUCUCUUAAACUCUGAUCUGAAUACAUUGGAUGACCUCAUGUAAGGUAGAAAUGGGACGGCACCAGAAACUCUUAAGAAGCAACACUUUGAUUAUCUGUGACAAAUAGAUGUUGAUCACGCUGUUAAAAGAUCUCAUCGUUUGUUUAUUUAUAGUUUCUAAUAAAAGAAACAAAAAAAUGUUAAUGCUUCCACUUCACACCAAUCUGGCUUGAAAUUCCACCCGGGGUUUUUUUGUCAGGUUUUCCUCUAAACUGACCUACAUGAAGUAGGGUUCAUGAUUUAAGCUUAAAGGAACAGUAUGUAAGAAAUGUACAUCAAUUAAUCAUAAAAUGACCCUGAUAUGUCACUAGACAUUAAGAAAUCAUUUUCAUUUCAAAUACUUAUAUUACUGACAAUAGUAGUCUGAUCAGGAUAUUGUCAUUUAAAAAGUGGAGUUGCAGCCCUCAACUGAUGUUUAUGUUGUCAUGUUGUGUAUUGGCCACCAGUUGUGUGAUUGCAGUACCAGCUUUGGCCACAAUCCUACAUACUGUUCCUUUAAACAAGCGUUUUCAGCUCAUCAUCGGUGACGAAAGAGUCGAGAGUUUUUUGUAAAUUGAUGUCCUGCUGCAGGGUUUGAGGCUUUUGAUGAGUUUUAGCUUCUUGGAUGUUACAGGACGACGUUUACAUUUCUGCUUUGCCAAGUUACUGAAAUUCAAUCACCAUCUUGAAAUACGAUCAGGUGCCUCACUUCGGUAGCUCUUAAUCAUGUUUCUAGACCACGUUAUAAACCUGUAGAUUCUGUUCUUCAGGUAUGUUUGAUGUUUAUUUGUGUGUCUGUCAGCGGGUGAACUUUAAAAGGCACCUAUGAAUGUUUUGCACUCUUUUAGAGUUGAGGAGGAAUCUCAAUCAUGUUUUCAUAAAACCCAUAAUAGAGAAACCAUUCACCCUUCAUAUUAAAUACAGGUGGGUUUUUUUAUAAAGCCUCGGUUGAAAUGCACACGUAUCAGGGCAUUUAUGUCUAAACGCUGAGGUUAAUGUGAUGAGAGAAAGCAUCUCAUCUCUUCAGACUCAAUGCAGAAACAUUUAAGGGACGCAGAUGACCCCUUAAACCAGAAUAUUUAGUUCUGUCCCUGCUUUCCUUCAUCAGAUGAACAUCUUUGUUUCUCAUAGUCUAGUAACAAUGUCUUUUAAAUGUUUUAAAAUCAUUUCUCAUACUAUCACUGUUUAAAAAAAAUGUAAGCACCUUUUUGUUUUGCAAUAUUCUGCACCAAAUCCUUCUUUGAGAAGCUUCCUCAUGUAGGAAAACAUUGUGCUUAUUUAAAAUAGAUGGAUUUGGAGAUGUGAUGUCACUGUUAUUGGCCAAUGGUUCAGUGUCACUUGGCCUUACCCUACAAUUUCUGGCAUUUUGUUUUUGUUCAAAAGUAAAUCAUGUGAAUGCUUUUUUAAAAACCUUUUUCAUGACAUCAACAUCUUUUGUACUUCUCUCUUCAUAACUCUUUAUGUAAGUCGAGCUUUUCUUUUGUAUUUAUGGUCCUGGUGUAAUCUCUUGGUUUUGUGUUUCUUGUCUUUGAUGAAUCUGCUGCUCAGGCCCUUGAUACAUGAAGAGAUGCAGAUGACCGCUUCCUGAGGACAAAAUGUUUAGAGACACAUGAUUUUGUACUGUACCUUGUGCAUAAUAAAUAUUAUAAGUGAAAUUUUACAA
Messenger RNA from Misgurnus anguillicaudatus (oriental weatherfish), 8367 nucleotides. The record is from RefSeq and is a predicted model, not a curated record. Lineage: Eukaryota; Metazoa; Chordata; Actinopteri; Cypriniformes; Cobitidae.